UGUGAUUAACAAGGGUAUGACUAAUAGAUUGUCACAUGGUUACUUCUAGUUUGGGAAAUGCUGCUUAAACUUUCAGUGACUUUAAAAGUGGUAUAACUCUAGUUUUGCAUCUGUGCUGUAAAAGCAAGAGUAACAUUUUUAUAUUAAACAAAGUUAUAGCUUUUAAGAAAGGUUCUGGAAGAUAUGACACAAAGCUGCUAGCAGCAAAUCAAGAAACGGAUUAAAAGAAGAAAGGUGUUCUGAGCAGACAUAAAAAGUAUUUUAUAAUCAGUGCUAAUGAUAUCUAAUUAUAUUGUUGUAAUGAUCGGUUUUAUGAGUAGACAUAAAAAGUGUUUCAUAAUUGGUGCUAUUUUAAUAAUAUCUAAUGUUAUUACUGUACUAAUAGUUAAACCAACUCCAGAUUCUCAAAGAUUUUGCCCAUAUGAUUGGAUUGGUUUCCAAAACAAAUGCUAUUAUUUCUCUAAAGAAGAAGGAGACUGGAAUUCAAGUAAAUACAACUGUUCCACUCAACAUGCUGUCCUAACCAAAAUUGACAGCAACGAAGAAAUGGAUUUUCUUAGGCGACACAAAUGCAGUUCUGAUCACUGGAUUGGGCUGAAGAUGGCAAAAAAUCGAACAGGACAAUGGGUAGAUGGAGCUAAAUUUGAGAAUUCGUUUGUCGUGAAAGGGAGUGAAGGAUGUGCCUACCUCAGUGACAAUGGUGCAGCAACAGCUAGAUGCUACACAGAAAGAAAAUGGAUUUGCAGGCAAAAAAUACACUAAGUUAAUGUCUUAGAUAACAGGGAAACAAAAAGUAAGAUUAUUAAGGAUGAAACAAACAAGAAUUGUUUUAAUUAAACAAAGUUGAAGUUUUGUAUCUGUCUGGUUAAUUUAUUCCUAUGAAUCAGGCUACACAUAAAACCCACUUCAAACACUGGCAAAAA
This is a messenger RNA of Saimiri boliviensis boliviensis (Bolivian squirrel monkey), 923 nucleotides long. RefSeq names its product C-type lectin domain family 2 member B (gene CLEC2B). The record is from RefSeq and is a predicted model, not a curated record. NCBI's taxonomy places the organism in Eukaryota, Metazoa, Chordata, Mammalia, Primates, Cebidae.